This is a messenger RNA of Miscanthus lutarioriparius, 228 nucleotides long. The record is from the annotation of a GenBank genome assembly. Lineage: Eukaryota; Viridiplantae; Streptophyta; Magnoliopsida; Poales; Poaceae.
AUGGCGAGUCUGCAUCCAGGGUCACCGGGGCUUGGGGCGCGUCCCCGGCCGAUGGAUCCUCAGCGUUUGUUUCAUCUCGUCCAAGAUGGCGGGUGUCUACUGCAGCUCUUCUCAAAGCCUGCUGGCGAUGAGCUCUGGUCGACCUGUGGUUGGCGGCAUUUGGCUUCCGGCGAUGGCCGGCGGCGAUGGAAUCCCGAGGAUUUGGGCUGCAAGGGUUCCAAGGACUGA